Messenger RNA from Haliotis rufescens (red abalone), 2213 nucleotides. Its product is annotated as tetraspanin-4-like. Bases 127 to 918 code for a protein of 263 amino acids. NCBI's taxonomy places the organism in Eukaryota, Metazoa, Mollusca, Gastropoda, Lepetellida, Haliotidae. The transcript is spliced from 8 exons. The record is from RefSeq and is a predicted model, not a curated record. Gene Ontology annotation, cellular component: membrane.
AUUUGUUAAAAUCUUUAUAAUCUCGUUAGAGAGCACUCUAGAUUGUGUCAUUGUGGGGAUUCUUUCAAAAGGACAAGCAGUUGGAGGAUUUUUUCGCGAGACAUUGGAUAAAACCUUUGAUUCAACAUGUUACCAAGAAGAUACAGCAAUACCAAGUUACGGAGCAAGGACAAGAUGGGUGCUGAGAAGACCAGUUUCUGUGUUGUCAAGUACAUCUUCUUCGCCUUCAAUGUGUUCAUCUGGCUGAUGGGCUGCGGUGUGCUUGCCCUGGGAAUAUGGCUGCAGUUCAACCGUGGUCCGUUUGUGUCCAUGCUGCCCGCGUACAGUUUCCUGAGUGCAUCUGCACUGUGUAUCACAGCCGGCGCCAUCAUCCUCAUCGUCGGCUUCCUUGGGUGCUGCGGAGCCUUCCUUGAAAACCAGUGCAUGCUGAUCGGGUACUUUGUUAUGGUGCUGCUCAUCUUUGCUCUGGAGAUCACAGCUGGAACCCUGGGAUUUGUCAAGAAGGCAGAGGUGCAGAUGAUGAUUAAGAAGGAGUUAUUGGCCAGCAUCCGGCAUGACUACACCCCCGUCAUGCAGAACCCCAACACAGAAGGCUGGAUGGAGGUCAUCGACUCACUACAGACUGAUCUGCAGUGUUGUGGUGUGGACAACUUCACGGACUGGUACCGCAUCAAGGCGUGGCCCGAUGCCAUGCGCGUCCCCGACUCAUGCUGUCUACACCCGGUUGAGUUCUGCGGGAAACUUGACAAGUCAUUCUGGUUUGAGAGGGGCUGUCUCGGCGAGAUCGAGUACUGGUUUGUACGGAACAUGUACAUCUUGGGAGUCGUUGGAAUUACAGUGGGUGUCAUACAGAUUCUUGCAAUGGUUGCCUCUGUGGUUUUAUUCUGCUAUCUUCGAAGUAAGAAGUUCAUGCUGUAACCUCAGAGACUUAUGUCAUAAAAAGUGCAUUAACUUUGAAAAAAGACUUCCGUGUUCAUCAGCGCGCCAAAGAUUCCUAUCCUUGGUUAGACUGGCUGUACGUCAGAGAACCAACAACCAUGGACCGUCAUUACCAACGAUCUGUAUAUUGUGAGAGUUACCUCCCCUUUGUUUGUAAUAACUCGUCUCAUGCAUACUGCAAAUCAGGAAAUGAAUGUGUUCACAAAUUAAUGCAAGUGAUGACCCUAGCCUAAAAUAGGUCAUGAACUUAAUGCAAGUUUCCCUAACUUUGAAAUUUAAAUACUGAUCAGCAACCAUUAAGACUGUAGAGUGGCGAUAGCAGUUGCCUUCUUUCAGAUUUAAUUUCUCCUUUUUAAGAUAAGUCAGAUCAACGGACGAAGAUUGUAACGGAUUCAAAUGAUUUUUCACAAGUUUUUGUUAUUAUUUAAAUGUGUUAUGUAUUCAUAACAACUGGUGUUACUGUACUGGAAAUAUAUUCGUCCAUGUGCUGUGAACAACACAUGACUUUAAAAUUCAGACAACAAUACAUCACUUUUUAUUUAUCCAAGCAAGGGGCACUUGCAUGUUUUGCAUUAGUUUCAUGAUUUGCAGUAUAUAAUACAAACUUUUGAACAUUAUUUUGGAAGAUUUGUCUUUCAGAACACCUUUUCCCACAUAUAUAUAAACACUGUUUAAUCUUACAGCUUUAUUUACACUAAGUGUAUCAUGAUAACUGUAAGUGGUUUUCGCCCAUUCUACAAAUGGUUGCAGAAAAUUUUAAUUUAUGAUUUAGCCAAAUUUACCCCAUCGUGUUCUUCAGAAAAUAUGUUUCUGUGUACUGAAUUGAACAUCGUCAGAAUGUUUUGAACGGUUGUGUUGUGAAAGAUUGUUUAAGGAUGCUCUAUAGUUCCAUCUGUGGAUUUGCUCAAGCAUAAUGUUCUGCUUGGUAUAUUUUUUGAAUGUUGCAUGUUGUUAUCAGCUACCCCUUGUUUGUUCAUUUUGAGAUAUUUUAAUUACCAUAUUCCAUGUGUGAAGUGCUCCAGGAGUAAAAUGUUCCAAAAGUGUUAUAAGUGGAUGAAACUUCUGAUGAAUACUGAAUAAAUAAUUAUGUUGUUUAUUAGAUGAUUGACUGACUGACCAAUGUUAAAUAACUGAAAUUAUAAAAGAAAUCACUUUUGACAAUUAUUUUGGGGUCUGACUGUGUUUCAAAAUUUGGUAGCAGUCCAGGAGUGUGUAAUAUAAGGGUAACGCUAUUUUCCAGGGCAUUAUCAUUUGCAGAAGCCCAAGGUCUUCCA